CUUUAUUAGCGCCUUCUCUAGAGCUCACCUACCAGUCGGUUUCUUGUCACAAGCCCGUAACGUCCUUUAGAAGCGGAACAGACCCACGUGACAUUCCAUCCAUCGGAUCCGACUGCAGACAUGGUUAAGUUAGCAAAGGGAGCAAAAGCACAAGGAAAACCUAAGAAGGCACCUCCUCCAAAAGAAGUAGAAGACAGUGAGGAGGACGAAGAAAUGGAAGAGGAAAGCAGUGAAGAAGAGGUCCCAGUGAAGAAUACACCAGCCAAAAAAGCAGCCACUCCAGCUAAGGCAACUCCAGGGAAGAAGGCUGCCACUCCAGCAAAGCCUGUAGCCACACCAGGAAAGAAAGCUACUCCAGCAGUAGCAAAGAAUGGAAAACGUGCAAAGCAGCAAGAGAGUGAAGAUGAGGAAGACAGCGAUGAUGAAGAAGAGUCUGAAGAGGAAACGGUUGCCAAGAAACCUGCUGCCAAAAAACCUGUAGCAAAGAAAGAAGAAUCUGAAGAGGAAGAAGACGAUGAGGAAGAAGAUGAAUCUGAAGAAGAGCAAAAACCUGUUGCCAAGAAAGCUCCUGCCAAAAAGCCUCAAGUUAAGAAACCUGCAAAAGAGGAGUCUGAUGAAGAGGAAUCUGAAUCUGAGGAAGCAAUGGAAGUGACACCAUCUGUUGCUAAAGGAAAAAAAGCUGCUCCUGCCAAAAAGGAGCAAUCUGAGGACGACGAGGAGGAUGAUGAUGAGGAUGAUGAUGACGAGGAGGAGGAUGAUGACGACGAUGAGGAGGAAGAUGAUGAAAAGGGCACAAAAGAUUCUGCAAAGCGCAAAAAAGAUAUGCCCAAGAAUAAAGCUGCUCCUGAAGCAAAGAAGCAGAAGACAGAAGGAAAUGAAGGUUUGUCAGUGUUUAUUGCAAAUCUGAAUGCUUCAAAAGAUUAUGAUGAACUUAAAGAUGCUCUGAGGGAGUUUUUUUCUAAGAAGAGCUUGCCAGUGCAGGAUGUACGGAUUGGAGCCUCCAAGAGGUUUGGCUAUGUGGAGUUUGCUACUGCGGAAGAAGUGGAAGAUGCACUGAAAUUGAAUGGAAAGAAGGUUCUUGGUUUUGAGGUUAAAAUAGAGAAGGCUAACACUCCUGCCGAGAAAUCAAAAAAUGCAGAGAACAAAAAAGAGAGAGAUGCACGAACUCUGUUUGUUAAGAACAUCCCAUAUAGCACAACUUCAGAAAACUUGCAAGAGAUUUUUGAUAAUGCCAAAGACAUUCGUCUUCCAACUGCAAAAGAUGGUACUAGUAAAGGGAUUGCCUAUGUGGAAUUCGCCACUGAAGCUGAGGCAGAUAAAGCUAUUGAAGAAAAACAAGGUGCAGAGGUUGAAGGCCGUGCUAUCUUCGUAGAUUACACCGGAGAAAAGAGUCAUAAUGCUGCAGGCAGAAAAGCGGCACCAGGAGGAGAGUCAAAGGUAAUUGUUGUGAACAACCUAUCCUAUAAUGCCACUGAAGACAGUUUGCAAGAAGUUUUUGAAAAGGCAACUUCUAUUAGGAUACCACAGAAUAAUCAGGGCCGGCCAAAAGGGUUUGCCUUUAUAGAAUUCCCUUCUGUAGAGGAGGCAAAGGAAGCAUUGGAGUCCUGUAAUAAUACAGAGGUUGAAGGAAGAACGAUAAGACUGGAGUACAGCCAGUCAGGAGGAUCUCCAGGAUCCAAUCAAUCAAAGACACUUUUUGUCAGAGGACUUUCUGAAGACACAUCUGAAGAAACCUUAAAAGAGGCUUUUGAUGGCUCUGUAAAUGCUAGGAUAGUAACCGAUCGAGACACUGGAGCUUCAAAGGGAUUUGGCUUUGUAGAUUUCUCCACCUCUGAAGAUGCUAAAGCUGCAAAGGAAGCAAUGGAGGAUGGGGAGAUAGAUGGAAACAAAGUUACCCUAGAUUUUGCAAAGCCUAAGGGUGAAGGUCAGCGAGGAGGCGGUCGUGGUGGCUUUGGAGGCAGAGGAGGCGGUCGUGGUGGCUUUGGAGGCAGAGGAGGCGGUCGUGGUGGCUUUGGAGGCAGAGGAGGCGGUCGUGGUGGCUUUGGAGGCAGAGGAGGCGGCGGCCGUGGUGGAGGUUUUAAAGGAAGAGGAGGUGGAGGAUUCAGAGGUGGAAACCAAGGGGGGCAAGGAAAGAGAAUCAAAUUUGAUGACUGAAGAGUUUUUUUUUAUUCUUGUCUCCUUCAAAUUUCAAGCCAUCUCCCUUAACUGAAAGGACUCUGAGCUGAAGGGGGCAAUGAAAUUCCCCCCAAUCUAUCAUCUAGCUAUGGCAGAGCCUUCUGUGUGGACAUUCCAGUGUGGAGACAUACCUUUUUUUCCUGUUAACAUCCGGACACCAAGUCAUUUCAUGGAAGAUGCGUGACUGCUUGACUGUCCUUACAGACUUUUUUUUAAAGAAGUGUGUGUGUGUGUGAGAAACAAUGUCCUGAAGUUUGUCUGUUUUACUCACUGUACAAUUUUUUUCCUACAAAUCCUGUAGUAUUUUGCUAUAAAUGCAGAAUGUUAAUGGUUUGUGCUUCAGCCGCUGUCUUCAGAUUAAAGGACCUCAUCUGGUUACAUACAA
Messenger RNA from Rana temporaria (common frog), 2560 nucleotides. It is a transcript of the gene NUCLEOLIN, whose product is annotated as nucleolin. NCBI's taxonomy places the organism in Eukaryota, Metazoa, Chordata, Amphibia, Anura, Ranidae. The transcript has 16 exons. The record is from RefSeq and is a predicted model, not a curated record. Gene Ontology annotation, molecular function: mRNA binding. Gene Ontology annotation, cellular component: cytosol. Bases 121 to 2154 code for a protein of 677 amino acids.